Penaeus vannamei (Pacific white shrimp) is the source of this 1575-nucleotide messenger RNA. Its product is annotated as thymidine phosphorylase. Gene Ontology annotation, biological process: pyrimidine nucleoside metabolic process; pyrimidine nucleobase metabolic process. Gene Ontology annotation, cellular component: cytosol. NCBI's taxonomy places the organism in Eukaryota, Metazoa, Arthropoda, Malacostraca, Decapoda, Penaeidae. Gene Ontology annotation, molecular function: 1,4-alpha-oligoglucan phosphorylase activity; pyrimidine-nucleoside phosphorylase activity. The record is from RefSeq and is a predicted model, not a curated record.
AUGUGAAUAGAAGGGUUCGUUAGUUUGUCCUCUCUUGUCACUGAUAGCGACGACAACGAUAAUGCAUUUGGCAACAUCGGCCAGUUGACGCGCUGACUCGGCAUAGCUUGGAUCACUCCUUGUGCGUCUGUCUUCGGAAUAUUUAGUUUGUGGGUGCUCCUCCGCCCCUCGCCCGCUCAGCCGUGACCCCGCAGACGCCGCCGCCGCCAUGAGUGCCACCCAGACCUCGCAGGGCAGCUGGAGGAUCCCCGACCUGCUGGCCAUGAAGCGGGACGGCUUGGCCUUCUCGGAGGAGCAGGUCGCCUUCUUGGUCAAGGCGGUUUCGGAUCGGUCCAUGGACGACUGCCAGCUGGGAGCGCUCCUCAUGGCCAUCAACCUGCAGGACAUGACGGACCCCGAGACGAUCGCCCUCACCAAGGGCAUGAGGGACUCCGGAAGCGUGUUCUCGUGGCCGAAGGACUGGCGCGUGGUGGACAAGCACAGCACGGGCGGUGUGGGCGACAAGGUGUCCCUGGCGCUCGCUCCCGCCCUCGCCGCCUGCGGCUUCAAGGUGCCCAUGAUCAGCGGGCGCGGCCUCGAGCACACGGGGGGCACGCUGGACAAGCUGGAGAGCAUCCCAGGCUUCAAGGUGUCCCUGACGGAGGCCGAGAUGAAGAAGGCGCUGGAGGAGGUCGGCUGCUGCAUCGUGGGCCAGACCGCUGACAUCGUCCCUGCUGACAGGCGCAUGUACGCCGCGAGGGACGUCACCUCCACCGUCAAGUCUGUGCCGCUCAUUGUCUCAUCCAUCGUCAGCAAGAAGGCUGCGGAGACGGUGAGCGGACUGGUGCUCGACGUCAAGUUCGGCGGAGGAGCCUUCAUGAAGACCCAGGAGGAGGCAGGAGCGCUGGCCAAGAAGAUGGUGGAUGUGGCCAACGGCGUGGGCAUGGCCACGACGGCCCUCCUCACCACCAUGGACGUCCCGCUCGGCAGGGCCAUCGGCAACGCCCUCGAGGUGCGCGAGGCGAUCGAGUGCCUUCGGGGCAACGGACCCGAGGACCUCGAGGAGCUCGUCACUCACCUGGGUGGAGAGUUACUGCUGGGUGCGAAAGCGGCCUCUACGCUUGAGGAAGCUCGCCAGAAGUUGGCCAAGACCCUGAGGGACGGCAGUGCCAGAACGGCAUUCUGCAACAUGAUACAGAAACAGGGUGUCACCAAAGGUGUAGCAGAGGCACUGUGUGGCAGUGCUCCCGACUACUCCCAUUUACCUUCCUCGGCUCAUGUCACUGCCGUCAAAGCUGCUUCCUCAGGAGUGCUAGUUGGUAUGGAUGCCAUGGCUAUGGCGAAGAUCAGUUUAGCACUCGGGGCUGGCAGGAAUAAGGUCGGCGACCCGAUCAACUACAGCGUGGGCAUAAUGCUCGUCAAGGUGGUCGGCGAGAGCGUGAAGGAAGGCGAGACGUGGGCAGAGCUGCACCACGAUUCUCCACUGCCGCCCUCCCUCCUGGAGAGGAUGCAGGGCGCUGCCACCAUCAAAGCGUCAGGGGAGGCACGCAAGCCCUCCCGCGUUGCCGCUCGCGUUGUCUAGGCCUCGGUGCGAAA